Molecule: messenger RNA, 3004 nt
Organism: Camelus dromedarius (Arabian camel)
Lineage: Eukaryota; Metazoa; Chordata; Mammalia; Artiodactyla; Camelidae
Gene: SLC28A1
Product: solute carrier family 28 member 1
Exons: 18
Coding region: 460-2406 (648 amino acids)
Biological process (GO): nucleoside transmembrane transport; pyrimidine nucleobase transport; cytidine transport
Cellular component (GO): plasma membrane
Molecular function (GO): pyrimidine- and adenosine-specific:sodium symporter activity
Source: RefSeq, a predicted model, not a curated record
CUACUAUGACUAUAAAAAGCCCAUCUUUCAAUGCUCCAAAUGAGAAAGGAGACAUUGUAUUGGAUAUCCUUUCUGCCAACGGCCCAGGUUUAAGAGAGAAAAGCAAGUUUAGGAAAAAGGAAUGACAAGGCCGUGUUCAUGGAACUUGACCAGGGAGGAGCCGCUCUUUUUGGCUACUGUUUGAACACAUGAAUCAAUGUGAUGAAAGAGACCUCAUCUGUGAAGAGCAGAGAAAUGAGUGUGGGCAACACCGUGAGAAGAAAAUAAGGGGACUGUUGAACACCCCUUCUGAUGAGGUCCGCCUCUUACUGUUCCGAAUGUCUCACUCGCCACUUACAAAAAUAUCCUGUUAUAUCAGAGCCUGGCAAGGAGAUUUUUCUUCUUCUCUGACCAAGGAUUCCUCUGAAACAGGAGUGGCUGCAGAGAACUUCAACCAGAGACAGCUGGAAGUUCUGGCACAUGGAGCAACACACACCAAGACGAAGACAGUCCAACUCUCUCACAUCCGUGGCCAGUGGUUUGGAGAACAUGGGCGUUGAGCUGUCGGAAAGCCUGGAGGAGGACCAGGCCCCUGGCAGUGACCCAAACCCCACCGAAGUUGGAGACAGCUGGAGCAAGACUGGCCUGGAGCCCUCCUCAGGAUGGAGGAGCCUGCAGCCAGCCCUGAAAGUGAGACGCUUCUACAGGGAGCACACACAGCUGUUUCGGUGGAUCUGCAAAGGCCUGCUCUGUACUGCUUUCGCUGCCUUCCUGCUGAUUGCCUGCCUCCUGGAUUUCCAGAGGGCCCUGGCACUGUUUGUCCUCACCUGUGUGGUCCUCGUCUUCCUGGCCUACAGCCUGCUGAAGAGGCUGCUGGGGCCAAAGCUGCAGAGAUGUGUCAAGCCUCUGGGGCAUCCUCGCCUGAACCUCUGGUUUAAGAGGGGUCUAGCACUUGUCGCUUUCCUGGGCCUCAUCCUGUGGCUGGCUCUGGACACUUCUCAGCGGCCUGAGCAGCUAGUGUCCUUUGCAGGAGUCUGCGUGUUCAUCGGCCUUCUUUUUGCUGUCUCAAAGCAUCACCGCGCAGUGUCCUGGCGGGCUGUGUCCUGGGGUCUUGGAAUACAGUUUGUACUCGGACUCUUCGUCAUCAGAACAGAACCAGGAUUUGUUGCAUUUCAGUGGCUGGGUGACCAGAUCCAGAUCUUCCUGAGCUACACCGAGGCCGGCUCCAGCUUCGUGUUUGGGGAGACUCUGAUUAAGGAUGUCUUCGCCUUUCAGGUUUUGCCUGUCAUUGUUUUCUUCAGCUGCGCCAUGUCAGUUCUCUACUACGUGGGCCUCAUGCAGUGGGUGAUCCUGAAGAUCUCCUGGCUGAUGCAGGUCACCAUGGGCACCACGGCCACAGAGACCCUGAGUGUGGCUGGAAAUAUCUUUGUAAGCCAGAAUGAGGCCCCUCUACUGAUCCGGCCCUACUUGGCAGACAUGACACUCUCUGAAAUCCACGUUGUCAUGACCGGAGGCUACGCCACGAUUGCCGGCAGCUUGCUGGGCGCCUACAUCUCCUUUGGGAUCGAUGCUGCCUCCUUAAUUGCUGCCUCCGUGAUGGCUGCUCCUUGUGCUUUAGCCCUCUCCAAGCUGGUCUACCCAGAGGUGGAGGAGUCCAAGUUUAGGAGUGAGGAAGGAGUGAAACUGACCUAUGGAGAUGCUCAAAACCUUUUAGAAGCAGCUAGCAAUGGGGCCGCCCUGUCUGUGAAGGUCGUGACCAACAUCAUAGCCAACCUGAUCGCCUUCCUGGCUGUGCUGGCCUUCAUCAACGCUGCCCUCUCCUGGCUGGGAGAAAUGGUGGACGUCCAAGGUCUCAGCUUCCAGCUCAUCUGCUCCUACAUCCUGCGGCCUGUGGCUUUCUUGAUGGGCGUGGCCUGGGAGGACUGCUCGGUGGUGGCUGAGCUGCUGGGGGUGAAGCUGUUUCUAAAUGAGUUUGUGGCCUAUCAGGAGCUCUCUGAGUACAAGCAGCGCCGCCUCGCGGGGGCCGAGGAGUGGGUCGGCUCCAGGAAGCAAUGGAUCUCUGUCAGAGCAGAAACCCUCACAACGUUUGCCCUCUGUGGAUUUGCCAACUUCAGCUCCAUUGGGAUCAUGCUGGGAGGCCUGACCUCUAUGGCCCCCCAGCGGAAGAGCGACUUCUCCCAGAUCGUGCUCCGGGCACUCUGCACAGGGGCGAUUGUGUCCAUAGUGAACGCCUGUGUGGCAGGGAUCCUCUACGUGCCCAGGGGGGCUGAGGUCGACUGCCUGUCCCUCCUGAACACAACCCUCAGCAGCAGCAGCUUUGAGGUGUACCAGUGCUGCCGUCAGGUCUUCCAGAGCACCAGCCCGGAUUUCAGCCUAACGGCCCUGGAAAACUGCUGUCGAUUUUACAAUCACACGAUCUGUGCAUAGUGGGGAUAGAACAUCUUUGUGCCUUCUGGGGGCUAUUCUUCGCCAGGAAGCAGCUGUCCUCAUCUUUCCCUCUCCAGCCCCUGGCUUGGGGAAACCACAGGGCUUGGACCCACCCGAGUCACAGAGGUGGGAAGGGUGACUGGGCAGAGUGAUUCUGUAAGUAAAUGAGGGAUAAUCCUCCCUCCUCACCCCUUCUGCUCUCCCAUCUCCUCCCUCCCACAAUGUAAAUUCUCAGGGUUGCUGCUGCCUCCUCUCUCCCCUCUGCAUCCAAAUAGCACCCUGCUCAUCUCCAUCCCCCCUGACUUGGGGCCCUCAGAUUUGCCCUUCCCUUCUGCUCUUGGGCCCUCAGCCCUGGCAUUCCAGGUGCCCCCUUCCCUCCUGCUCUCUGGGCACUGGGGUCUUGCUGUGGCUUCACCCCUCCCAGACAGCAUCUCCUGGAGACCCUUCCUCUACUUUCAGAGACUCCCCUCACUGCCUUCACCCAUAGCACUUCCCAAACUGGUGUCCUGUGGAACACUGUCCCACGAGGUGUGCAGAGGUUUCCAGGAUCCGCUAGGUUUGGAAAACGCUGGGCUAAAUAAAGCUAGGGUUUGUUGUG